This is a messenger RNA of Sceloporus undulatus (fence lizard), 5608 nucleotides long. It is a transcript of the gene RNF38, whose product is annotated as ring finger protein 38. NCBI's taxonomy places the organism in Eukaryota, Metazoa, Chordata, Lepidosauria, Squamata, Phrynosomatidae. The coding region runs from base 307 to 2112 and encodes 601 amino acids. The transcript has 12 exons. The record is from RefSeq and is a predicted model, not a curated record.
UUCUUUCUCUCUCUCUUUCUCCUCCUUCCCUCCCUUCCUCCCUUCUUCCCUUCCUUUCUUCCCAUUGCCCCUUAUUAUUAUUAUACCAUUCCCUGCCAGAGCCAGGCCGGAUGCCGGUGGCUGCGGUGGGGGGCCACUUCCCAGCCGGACACUGGCCCUUCCCUGGCCUCCACCAAGACCCACAACCCCCAGCAGCUCCAAGGGGGGACCCCAGGAGCCCCCCACCAGGACGGUGGGGAGGCCAGGGGCAGGACAACAACAACAACAGCAGCAGCAGCAGCACCACCACCACCCCCAGCUUCUGCGAUGUCCCCUUGGCCCCCUUCUUCCUCCUCCUCCUCCUCCUCCUCCUCUUCCUCGCCCCCCACCCAGCCCCCCAGGACCCGAUCCCGGUCCCGAUCCGGCUUCUUCAGCCCCCUGGCCAUGAGCCAGAACAACCCCCACCACCCCCACAGCAGACCCCCCGCCACUGCAGAGCAUUUCCAGCCCCCUCCUCUUCCUCCAGCCCCACCAGCCCCCCAUCUCCAUGGGGCUGACUUGGGGGUCCGGAGCCAAGGGAGAGGGAGCCCCGCUGCUGGGCACGGAUACCCCCCCAGGGCCCCCCCAGGAGCCAGGGCCCCGCUGCCUCCUCUUCCUCCGCCUCCUCUUCCUCUUCCAGGUGGCAUUGGUGCUUCCUUCCAGUGCCAGUUGAUCCAUCAAGACCACAUCUGUACUGAUGACAGUGACAAGAGUGAAGAUAGUCCAAGUCCCAAGAGACAGCGCCUUUCUCAUUCAGUCUUCGACUACGCAGCAGCAUCACCAGCCCCAUCACCACCAAUGCGACCAUGGGAGAUGACAUCAAAUAGGCAGCCUCCUUCAGCUCGACCGAGCCAACAUCACUUCUCAGGGGAACGAUGUAACACACCUGCACGCAACAGAAGGAGCCCUCCCGUCAGACGCCAGAGAACAAGAAGAGAUCGAUUGUCUCGGCAUAAUUCCAUUAGCCAAGAUGAAAACUACCAUCUUCCCUAUGGACAACAACAAGCAAUAGAAGAACCCCGAGCCUUCCAUCCACCGAAUGUAUCUCCCCGUUUGUUGCACCCAGCUGCUCAUCCACCACAGCAGAAUGCAGUAAUGGUUGACAUACAUGAGCAGAUCCAUCAGGGCACAGUGCCUGUUUCGUAUACAGUGACCACAGUGGCGCCACAUGGGAUUCCACUUUGCACAGGUCAGCACAUACCAGCUUGCAACACACAGCAGGUCCCAGGUUGUUCCGUGGUUUUCAGUGGACAGCAUCUCCCUGUCUGCAGUGUGCCUCCCCCAAUGCUUCAGGCAUGUUCCGUUCAGCACCUACCUGUUCCAUAUGCAGCUUUCCCACCUCUUCUUUCUAGUGAUCCAUUUCUUUUGCAUCCUCCACAUCUCUCUCCACAUCAUGCUACACACUUGCCACCUCCAGGCCAGUUUGUUCCCUUCCAAACACAGCAGUCACGGUCGCCUCUUCAAAGGAUAGAAAAUGAGGUAGAGUUGCUUGGAGACCAUCUUCCUGUGGGAGGUUUUACCUAUCCGCCUUCAGCCCAUCCACCAACAUUGCCUCCCUCAACCCCUCUCCAGUUCUUAGCGCACGACCCUUUACACCAAGAGGUGUCGUUUGGAGUACCUUAUCCACCUUUUAUGCCUCGAAGACUCACAGGACGCAGCCGAUACCGGUCCCAGCAGCCAAUACCACCACCCCCAUACCACCCCAGCCUUUUGCCAUAUGUGCUAUCAAUGCUUCCAGUGCCACCCACAGUGGGCCCAGCCUUCAGUUUUGAGCUGGAUGUGGAAGAUGGCGAAGUGGAAAACUAUGAGGCAUUGCUGAACUUGGCAGAAAGACUGGGAGAAGCCAAACCAAGAGGACUGACAAAAGCAGAUAUUGAACAACUUCCAUCCUAUAGGUUCAACCCAAAUAACCAUCAGUCAGAACAGACUCUGUGUGUAGUGUGCAUGUGCGACUUUGAGUCGAGGCAACUUCUUAGAGUUUUACCAUGUAACCACGAGUUCCAUGCCAAGUGUGUUGAUAAAUGGCUUAAGGCAAAUCGUACCUGCCCUAUCUGCAGAGCUGACGCUUCAGAAGUGCAUCGCGAUUCAGAAUGACCGGUCUAAGAGCACAAUUCUACUUUGGGUGUUCCUAGUCACAUGUGUAUAUAUAUAUAUGAACUCUCCAUUGAACUUAAACCGUGUGGCUUCCAGCCUUCCCUUAUACGAAAGGGUCAAUGGACCUUUCUUUGCACUGUGUGAUUUAAUCAACUAUAAAGCUUAUAAUUAGUCUUCACAAUUAUGGGAUUGUUAUACUAACUGUGUGAUUGGAACUCCAAAGAUUUUUUUUUCUUUUAGCUUAAUUUCGUGUGUGCACUAACAUUCCCUGGUUUUUGUGUGAUCAUUCCGAGUGUUGCUGCGAGAUUACAGUGGAAAGUGAUCUUCUAGCAUGUGCUUUUAUAUUAAAAAAAAAAAGUGGUAGCUCCAAACAAUAUAGCAAUCUACCUUAUAUAGAGCCUUCAAAUACUGUGAGUGGGAAUAAACGGUGCGGGUGGGUGCGUUGAUCGCAGGGUGUCUGUGUGUAUGCGGGUGAGCAAGUGAUUGAAUGGUAGUGUGAGAGGACUUAUAUACCAGCAUGUACUGAGGAUGUAUGUGUGUAGUAUUAAUUAUGCUGCAAUGUAUAAUCUUGUGUGUUAUUUAAACAGUACUAGUACUGUACACUGGUUUCUUUCCUUGCGUUUGCAGUUGCACACUGAAUGCUAAGGGUGCAGCAAUUAUAGACAUUUGAUACUUCAUCCCCCCUUCCAUAUAUUUAAUAGUAUAAAAAGGCCUUUUUGCUUUCAUUCAGACAACUGUUAUGCUUCUCAUUAAUUGGAGACCUUAUGUCUGUCAUUAUACUGAUUUUUCCGUUAUUCCAAAUAAUUACAUAGCCUUGUUCUUGGGCUGCUGGAAUUUCCAUUUUUUUAACACAUAUUUGCAGCAUUGCACAGCCAGGUAGCAAUAUUAAAAAUUCUCGAGUGAUUAAUUAAAGCUGAUGUUGUCCUCUCUUCCUUUUUUUAAAAGAAAAAAUCUUCCAGCCAUUAUUGGUUCUUUUCUGUUGAACUCUGAAACUGGAUUUUUAUUUGAGAUACUGAAGAUGCAUUUUGUUCCAUUUUUGUCCAUAAAAAAAAAAAGAGAGGACUUUGGAGAGUCUUGUGCAAAUGCUUCUUGUAUUGUUGUCAGUACACCUGCUUAAAUACAAAAUUUAGCUUACAAAAACUGGCACUAAUUUACACUCCUUGCCAUAGACAAGUACAAUUAAAAUUAUUUUUAAGAGAGACAGAGAGAAAUAACCUCUCGUCUCUUUAAAAUUCUGUAACCUCAUAAAUACAAUUUGUAGCACUUUCUUAGAGAUAAAGCAUAUGGAUUCACCUACUCCAGCCAUGGUACCGUUUCAAUACUUUACUGCCUGACAGAAAUGUCCCAGGAUAGAGUUUCUAGUUUUCUGUGCCUGAUAGCAGGAUUUUAUGAGAUGUUGAAGCAUCCUUGGUGUCAUAUGGCUAGUAUGAAAAAUAUUCAUGUUGGAAAAUGGGCUGGUGUACAAAAAUCAAGGAAAAUAUAAUAAAUGCAUUGCCCUUUAAACUGCCUCCUGAAUGAUGAACUGGGAGAAAAUUGGCAUCACUUACCAUUGUAGACGUGGCAUUUUUUACUAUAUUUCAAUAUGAGACUACAAAUUAUUACCGUUGUCCACCCAAGAGAUGCACAUUUGUUUUUUGCAUUGUUUUUCUUCAUGUUUUUUAAGCGCCAUAACUUUUGGUUGCAACAGCACAAGCACUGCAGCUACUUAAUAUGGCUGUAACCUGCUGCCUGUCAGCUUUUUAUGUUCCUUCUUGUGUCCUUUUCUAAGGCUUUUGUAUGCUGCUAUAUGUUAUGUCUGUUUAUUCCUCCAGAACAGUGUUGUGAAUUGUCCUUCUUUCUGAAGGCUCUGCUGACCAAUCGCAGCUUGUGGUUCUGCAAAAUUAAAAAGCACAAUUUCUCUCCCACCCACCCAUUUCUUUCAGGAUACUGUUUGCCUCUGUUUAGUAGUUAGUCGCCUUAGUCUGUCCAUAGUGUCAAGAUCUUAAAAGCUAAUGAAACCAUUUAACAUACUGUGUGUGACAUUUGCAAAUGUUACAUUUUUUUUCCUUAGUUAUGUUCUCCAAGGAAUUGUCUCAACAUGUCAGAGAGGUUAAAUUGCACAUAGUAACCUUUAUUUUUUUAAACAAACAAAAUCAUGGGUUGGGAGGUGGGCAGGGAGAAGCCACAACAUGUUUUACAGUACUUUGGGUCUUUUUUAUAUUGCUGGACAAAAAGAUUUUUACCUGUACGAAACUAAUCAUAACACUACCCCACUCGGUGUCUACUGUCAAAGCAGAAAUAAGGCACUUUCUCUUAAAAAAAAAAGUGACAAGGCACAUAGUACCUGAUUCUGAGAAGUGACUCCUCAGGCCAGAAUUGGAUCUGUGUUGCAGUGCAGCAAUCAGUCUCUUGCUUUCUAGUUCCAGUUGAGCAAGGCUGUUGGAGGAUGUAUAGGACUGUUGCAGAGAACAUAUUGGUGGCAUACUAGAGUUCAUUGUUGCACUCUUGUGGCUGAUCUCUGAACGGCUCCUGUUUGCAUGGGGCUCUUGCAAAUCUCUGUGGAUCUCCUUCCUGUGGUCAAGUGUGAGAGAGACACAUGCAUGGCAUUCUGAACUCGCUCAGUCUGACUGCUGUGGGAUUCUCAGCCCAGCUGCUGUCGGCAAAAGCGGGGGAUCCAUGCUCAGCUGUUAACUGCCAUGUGUUAUGCACAUUUGUGUGUCCAGUUCCACAACCCUCAUGGGUGCCCAACAGCACCAGAUUAUGUUGGGUUCCCUUUUCCCCCCUCCCACAUUGUCCCUACCUCUCCCAUUAAAGGAAGAAAAAAAAGUUGGCUUUAUCAUGUUCGCACUGCUGGGGUUUUAUUUGCAUGAAUUGUCAACUUAAUUUGAUCUUCUUCUGGCUUUUUAAAAAUAUAAAAUGGGUAUAAAGGCCUUUUGGAUAUCUCUGAAGGUCUUAUUUUGUGGCUUUCUUUACAGAUUAUUUUGUGCAAAGUAAAUUUUUUUGUAUAGAAUUUUUUGUACAGUCUCCAGAAUGUGAUUAUUUGUUGCAGCUGUUAACAUUUCCACCUGUAAUAUUUUGAACUUAAUUGACUCCUUUAUUUUUGCUUUCCAAAAACUCAUUACAACUCAGUUAUUGGUAGGCCUAUCUAGGAGAGCUACGGUUCUCUGUUUUCUUCCACCCCCUUUGGUACCUUCAGUUACCUCAUUUUGCUAUUUUGUGUUGCAGACUUGCUAAUGAUUAUGAAAGCUUAUGGGUUUUGUUAGAAUCAUAUUUGUCAAGUGUUUUCUUUAAAAUCAUACUCCAUUGUAUCAUUUAACAUGUAGUUUUAAAUGUAUUAUAAAUAUCUGUAACCAAAUCAUUUGAAGGCUUGAUAAAUUUUUAACAAAAUUUGUACAUUUUUUAUGAGAGUUACUAGUAAUGCUUUACUAAGUAGUGCAAUGAAUUUUUAUUUUUAAUCCCUGUGCCCAAUUUUGGAGUUGAGAGGGUUGUUCAGUAAUAAAUGUAUGAUGUACACUUA